This is a messenger RNA of Plodia interpunctella (Indianmeal moth), 663 nucleotides long. RefSeq lists its product as uncharacterized. The transcript has 4 exons. The record is from RefSeq and is a predicted model, not a curated record. Lineage: Eukaryota; Metazoa; Arthropoda; Insecta; Lepidoptera; Pyralidae. Gene Ontology annotation, biological process: positive regulation of voltage-gated potassium channel activity; sleep; regulation of synaptic transmission, cholinergic. The coding region runs from base 186 to 644 and encodes 152 amino acids.
UACACAUGUGUCCAGUCUAUGACAUUAAUUCGAAGUCGGUUAUCGGGUUUUCUUGUGUGCAUUUGUUAAAGUGAAUUUUUAUUAAAAUUUUCUAACCUAAAAUUUGAAACCAUAAUUUUAGAGUGUUACAGUACAGACUAGUUUGUAAGUUGUGAGAAAAAAGAAAACUUUUUCACGAAAUUUUAAUGGCAGAUAUAAUGACGCCUUGCUGGUUAUUUGUGGUUUCGAUCGCUCUAAUGACUUUAGUAAGCGAAUCGUACGCCAUCAACUGCUACUACUGCAACAGCGCCAACAACACGGCCUGCCUGGACCUAAAGCAGUAUGAUGAAGAGGAUCUCGCCAGGAUUAUACCAAUAGUGGACUGUGAGAAGGCGAUACCUAGUUCUAUUCGCCUCAACUUCUUUUGUCGGAAGAUUAUUCAGACUAUCUACCACACAGACACGUACUCCAGUGUCCGCGUCACCCGCAGCUGUGGUUGGGUGCCCAGCAAGCAACCCUGCUACCAUACGAGCAACCGUGACCACGUCGAGACUGUCUGUCAGUGCUUCGACGACAUGUGUAACGCAGCGGACCAUGUGGACCCAGGCGCGAUGACUGUAUUAUUUUUAGUACUGGCCUGUAUUUUGUAUUUAUUUAGUGAUUAAAUUUUGAUAAAGUUUUGUA